AUGUCGCCGCCGUCUAAUAUAUCAGACAAUGGCGCGCAGUCGAGCAAUCCCCGAGACGCCCAUGCACCGACGGUGGCCGCAUUCUCACCCACAACCAUAGCUGGAUCAUCACUCACCUCGCGGCAACGCUCGAGCGUCAUCGUCCAUCGCAAGUCCCCUCUUUUAGUCGCUACACCUCCGCCUAUCACACGCGCUUUGGCGCAUUCUCACCCGUUCCUUUUGCCGUUGAACAAACUCGCCGGCUUGUUGACAUGGUCUAGCGGAGAUCCGUGGGCAAGCUUCUUGCUCGUAGCUGGUUUCUGGGCCAUCGUUUUAUACUCCGAUGCCAUAAUUUUAUAUGCUGGACCGAUACUGGUGGUGAUUUCAUUGAUUUUGGGAAUGUAUUCGAGACGGUAUUCGCCACUCUCGUCGACCGGAGUGACCGGCGAGAAACAUGGACAUCGGAAACAAACGUCUGAAUCGCUUUCUACACGACAUCAGAAGAGUCUAGACGAGAUUGUUGAGACCAUGAGAGAGUUCACGACUCGAUGCAACAUUAUGCUCGGCCCGUUGCGAGAAAUGACCGAUUUCCUUUCCACGCAAAGCAGUGCAACAUCGGCGACUACGCGGCCGGCCUUGACGUCACUUUUGAUUCGGAUUAUCUGUAUCACGCCGAUAUGGAUACUUCUUACCCUUCCUCCUUUCUAUAUCAUCACUACUCGCCGCGUUGUUUUAAGUGUUGGCACAAUCAUUCUUACGUACCAUUCCAGUCCUGCUCGCGUCUUUAGAGUUCUGUUGUGGCGGUCACUGACCGUCCGACGUAUCUGCGUCUUCCUCACGGGUCUCAAUUUUUCGACGGAUAAGACAGCAAAUACAGCUGUCGACAAGUCAAAGAUUGCGCAGUCCAAGAAUCAUGCCACGGCAAUCGCAACUUCUAGCAAAGCCGAGGGAGGUGUGCGAUUUACUUUCAUCGUGUAUGAGAACCAGCGACGGUGGCUGGGUAUUGGAUGGACGUAUUCCUUAUUUCCGCAUGAACGUGGAGCUUGGACUGAUGAGCAUCUGAAUGAUGUACCAUCGAAAGAUAGCUUUGAGCUUCCUGAUGCUAAUGGUGGUAAUGCAAUCUGGCGUUGGGUUGAAGGGAGUCAAUGGCGUAUCGAGGGUGGCGAUAAUACUAGCGACGGUGGUGGUUGGAUUUAUUAUGACAGCAAAUGGCAAGACGGUCGACGAGGAGAUAGCUGGGGACGGUACACUCGGCGCCGAAAGUGGUAUAGGGAUGCCGAGCUAGUCGAAGUUGACGAAAAUGGAGUUGUUCCCGAAAAAACAACUAAAGUCCAGGAUGACUCUGCCAGUAUCAAAUCAACUGCUUCGGCAGAUCCCCAAGGAAGCAUGCGAAAGCGUCGAUGGUUCAAUAAUUCCAAAGAUCUCAGCAGAAACACACCUCCAUCGCCCUCUGCAUCCACAUUCUCAUUCACCAACCAGGAAGCGGACAACGUCGCCCCUUCACAAGAUACACCUUCCGCAUCCAGCACGGCGAGGAAUUCCCGACCCGUGAGUCUACAUCGUUCCCGCACAAGUGAUUAUGGAGUUAAACCUGGCAACCAAUACAGCAGUAGCCCCGGGCAGCGGAGCGUAACCAGUAGUCUCCGUCGCACAGGAACUGAAGAUGGCGACGCAGAUAGUCAGAAGAGUAUUCGUGAUCGCGAAAUUGAGGAUGCUCAGAAUCGGCUGGAUCGAUGGGGKGCGAGGGCCACUGGUGGUACGGAGAGAGCGGAGAGAGAGCUGGGCUUGGGUGACGACGUGAAUAUGGGUUUAAGUUGA
This is a messenger RNA of Talaromyces amestolkiae, 1797 nucleotides long. RefSeq lists its product as uncharacterized. Gene Ontology annotation, biological process: peroxisome organization. Lineage: Eukaryota; Fungi; Ascomycota; Eurotiomycetes; Eurotiales; Trichocomaceae. Gene Ontology annotation, cellular component: peroxisomal membrane. The coding region runs from base 1 to 1797 and encodes 598 amino acids. The transcript is spliced from 2 exons. The record is from RefSeq and is a predicted model, not a curated record.